UAUUAUUUUUUCUCCUUUUCUUGCUGAAUAAUCUGUCUGCAGUUUGAACGGGUGCACACUCGCCCGUAAUGGAUAAAUAAUGCGUGUAAAAUGAAUGAUUUAUAUCCAAUAGACUCUGAAAGUCUCCAACUUUAUCAUCAAACGCAGACCAGACUCUUGCUGUGGCUCUCAGACACUACUUCCUCCUUCCAUUUUUGCGAAAGAAAAAAAAUGGAACGUUGUUUUCAAGGUUGGGUGGUUUUGUUAGCUAUGCUAGUACUGGCAAUAAGUAUGCCAUGUUCACAUGCUAUUCGGGUAACCAAAACUAAGACCAGGUCUGGCGUUUAUGUUUCUCCUAAGUUUGUGUUGGCGCCAGGAUCAGUUGCAGACAAAUAUUACUAUGAUAUCCCCUUUCCAAAAGGUCAUAUUGGCCUCAAGAGUUUCAAUGCUGAAGUAAUUGAUGAAGAGGGGAAUCCCAUCCCCCUUCAAGAAACUUAUCUCCAUCAUUGGGUUGUUGCUAGAUAUUAUGCCCGGACAGGUUUUGUUGAGCCAGAGGAGACUGGUUUUCAGGAGCUUAAAAAAUCAGAUUUUACUUUCGUGAGAAACACUGGAAUGUGCCAAAAUAAUGUUCUUGGACAGUAUUUUGGACUUGGGUCGGAAACACGAAACACAUCCACUCAUGUUCCAGAUCCCUAUGGAAUAGAAGUUGGGAAUCCUGCAGAGGUUCCUGCUGGGUAUGAGGAGAGAUGGAUGCUCAAUGUGCACGCCAUUGAUACACGGGGUGCGGAAAAUGGUUUGGGGUGCACUGAAUGCAGGUGUGAUCUGUAUAAUGUCUCGACGGAUUCACGUGGUCAGCCUUUGAGGCCAGGUUACAAAGGAGGUUUAUAUUGUUGUUAUGAUGGUGUACAGUGCAGAGUAAAACAGGGCUUUAAUGGUGCCAAGAGAAGCCUAUACUUGAGAUAUACUGUGAAGUGGGUUGAUUGGUCUGAUGCAGUUGUGCCUGUCAAGAUUUAUAUCUUUGAUGUCACUGACAGGAUGAAUCAUUCAGCAGGACCUUCUAUUGUACAUGAUUGCAGGGUUGAAUAUAAUGUCGAAGAGUCUUGCAGUGCCGCUAGUACAGCUAGUGACAGGUGCUUAGACAACCAAUGGGCAAUGGUUACCAUGCCAACUGGUGGUUAUGUCGUCUAUGGUGUAGCCCAUCAGCACACAGGGGGGCUUGGUUCAACUCUAUAUGGAGAGGAUGGAAGGAUUCUAUGUUCUUCAAUACCAAUUUAUGGAAAAGGAAAGGAAGCUGGAAAUGAGGCCGGUUAUAUUGUAGGAAUGUCCACUUGUUAUCCUCAACCAGGCUCUGUCAAAAUAAAUGAUGGGGAGACUCUGAGUGUGUUAUCUAACUAUAGCAGCACACAGACUCACACAGGAGUAAUGGGUCUCUUCUACAUUUUGGUUGCAGACACCCUGCCAAAGUCCUCCUUGCUUAGCUUGGACGCUCCACUCUGAGUAAUCUACAGUUAAAAGGAAGAUUUUGCAGUGUUAUUAGCUGAAGCUGCUGGUGUCCGCCAUCAAGAGCAAUGAGGAAGUAUUUGGCGAUGGCUAUAGGAGGUUGAUUUUGGUGUCAACUUUUAUGUACCAAAAAAUGUAUGCGUCUUGAAUCUACUUCUCACUCAGCACUGUGAUAUGUAGACAUACGUAACCUAUGUACCCUUUUGGUAUAGCAAUAAUUUUAGCUUCGUGUUCAUGUGUUUGGUCAAAUGUAAUGAAUUAAGGCUCAGAUUCAGUCUGU
This is a messenger RNA of Prunus persica (peach), 1759 nucleotides long. RefSeq lists its product as uncharacterized. The record is from RefSeq and is a predicted model, not a curated record. The transcript is spliced from 5 exons. NCBI's taxonomy places the organism in Eukaryota, Viridiplantae, Streptophyta, Magnoliopsida, Rosales, Rosaceae. Bases 91 to 1476 code for a protein of 461 amino acids.